UCACAAUGUCCACAAAACGGAUUCCGUUUUGUGAAUCGGUUGUGACAUCACAUUCCCAUGUUGUGUAUCAUUGCAAUCAAUUGGACUUUUUUCCUGAGUUUUUGUUUGGCCGGAAUGCAGUCAUCUUCCCACCAGGGGGCGCUCUCUUACUGCCAGUUGGGGAAGAAGCUCGGCUUCUCUGCUUGCACCUGGGGCCUCCUCUGCCCCCCUCCAUGUGCCCACAGGUGCCAGAGAGAACGGGUAGCCCUGCGCAAGGCGGCUGCUCGAGGAGACAGCUGUAGGGAUGCUAGGUUUUCUCCUUCAGGUUAGCCCAGCGCUUAAUUCGCACUCGGCUCUCCUGAGCCUCCCUGUUCCCAGCUGCACCACUGAAAGGCCGAAGGUCUUGGCAGUGUAGCUUGCCCUUUCCCCCUCCCGUUCCCUGGCUGCCAUGCCACUCUUCCCCCAGCAAGGACAAGGGAGGCUGUUCUUCCUUUGAUCCUUGCCUGGCUUUGCCAAUGGACAGAUGAAUCUGCAAGUUGUGGCAACACAAUGGAUUUCUGUUCCUGCUCCGAGUUGAAGCAGCCCAACCCGAAACAGUAUUGGAUUUUUGCCCCUCUUUGAAACCUCUCUUCUCGUGGGGCAGGGACUUGUUCUCAGCCAUGCCAGCUAUGCUGUCCCUGUAGGGGGCCUUGGCAGGAAUAGGCAGACAGCCAUGGAAAUGUGGGCCUCCCCCUCCCUGCCCACCUUGGCUGUUGUCACGCAAAGGGCUCCUGCAGCCUGCUUCCUCCCGGGGCCCUCCUGUCACCUGCUUCUGCUGGAAGUUGGCAUUGCCAAAGUGCUCUAUUCAAGGCUGGGGGCCCCAGAAGGCCCCGUAGAGGAGCAGGAUGAGGCUGGCUUCGUGCUCAGUCUGCGCAGUGUGCAUUCUUCCUGGUUCCAGUGUGUGUUUGUUCUCGGGCUCAUGUGCAGCCCAGGGGCUUCUUGGUUGGCCAUUUAACGUUCAUGUAUACAUUUGAUGAGUGGUUGUCUUCAGCGCAUUUGUUGGUGAUCUUGACCAUGGUUGAAACUCUCCUAAAAUAUAUUCCUCUCCAUGUUAUCUCUGAAGUCUUGUCUUCUCUCGGCUGGGGGUGGGGUGAGCCUUGCCUUGACGGGGGCAGGGAGGCUGGCACUUGCUCUCAAGAGCAACACCAGGGAAAUGGGGGCAUGGCUGCUUUGUUGGAGGUCAGAACUGAGCCAGCUCUGAUUGGAGCUACCUUUGCACAGCUGGCAGGCUUGGCCCUUCGCUCUUUCAGAGCUUCCUUGCUGGGUGUUUGGGCUGCUUUAGGAUUAGGGGAUAAGGAGACUGAAAGCUGGACUGCCCCCCACUGACACAGGAAAGAAAAUGUAGGCCCCCACCUCUUGGGAGUGCCCUCAGCUGUGGGUAGCCCAGCCAGGAAUGGGUCAGGCGUGCCCUUUUUCCUGCAACAUCGCCAGCCAAGGGACACCCGGCUGCUCCAAAUGGGCACCAAAGAGGACUUGCCGGGAGGCCUUUUCUGCAGUCUCAGGGCAGGUCUGGCGACCGAGGGCUCACGGGGGCUUCCUGCUCUGUCCCACACCUUACGCUGCAGCUACUGGGGACAGCUGCCCAGGGUUGGAGCACGCUGACGCCCAGCGUCCUGCUGGGUUGCAGCAUCCAACUCCUGUUUCCUGUCCCCAGCACAAGUAUGCCAAAUUUGGGCCCUUUUCCUGUUCCUGUAGAUCAGGUUCUCUGCCCUUGAAUCGGGUCCUGGGCAAGGCCCAUUGACCUGAGCUGAAGCUGCCAGGUUCUCCAUAGAAGUUGCCAAUCUGGGUCUAAAUUAUCAAGUGGCCCUUUUAAGCCCAGAUUGGCCGAAACGAGGCCAUGCGGCUGCCGCUGAAGUCCCUCCACAGGGAGACGAAAGGGAGACUGAUGCCUUGUCCUUUUUUGAAACUUCUCUCCCAGCUGGCAGCCAAAAAUAACUUCCAUUCCACACCAUAUUUGUGCAAAGGAUCUGGAGCCUUUGGAAGCUGAUUAAGCCCGGCACCCUUUUUGCCGUGCCUGCUGCCUUUGCUCCACAGGCACCCGAGGGCAAUGCAUUUGACGGAGCUGAACUGGGAAUGCCUCCUGCACCUCUUCUCCUUCCUGGACAAAAACGGCAGGAAGAAUUUGGCCCAGACGUGUCGCAGGCUGCUGUGGGUCUUCCAGGACCCCUCGCUGUGGCCUCUGCUCCAUUUCCACUCGCCAGCCGAACUGACCAAGGACAACUUUGUCCUGGGACCGGCCUUGCACCACCUCUCCAUCUGUUGGCAUUCCAGCCAAGUCAAGGUGUGCAAUGUGGAGGAUUGGAUGAAGAAUGAGCUUCAGAGGAACAUCUGCAGCCUACACAAACACCUUGUGAAUGAGUUUUUACUCCAGGUUUCUAACAGGUGCCCCAGCCUGCUGUCUCUGAAGCUUUCUGGAUGCGGCCAUGUCACAGACCAUUCAAUUAUGCUACUCCUCAAAAGCUGCCCCGGCCUCCAGACUCUCCAGCUGGAAAAUUGCGUCCUGAUCACUGACCAGACCCUGGAAGCGGUUGCUCUCCAUGCAAACUCCCUAAAAACUCUACAUGUGGACUUUUGCAGAAACAUAACAGCUGCUGGGGUGCAGCGAGUCCAGAAGAUGUGCCCGUCCCUGACUCUCAGUGCAGAAAGAAGCGCAAACAUGAUUCCGGACAAGCGGCCAGGCAGCUGGGCCUUGGAAAGAGGCUUAAAGAGAAUGCUGUGGCAUUAGCUCGGGGUAGGGAACUGCUCUGCUCUUUCUGUUCGCAGAUUGAGAUGCUCUGCGCGUUGCAAGACAGAUGUAAAACAGGGCUACUGGAAGUUAGUUCUACUCAAACCUGCCAUGGAAGUGGCAAAGUGGCUGUUUGCUAAGAAAAAAUUUAGGCUAUCCUUUUAGUAGCCCACAUGAUGAACCCCUGUGGUUUGUUCUAUUUCUCAAACAAGCAGGGAUUAUUUUGUGACAUGGAACUUCUAGAUUAAAGACAAUAUUUGUACAAACCUUUCUCAGGUACUUCUUUAGUUAAACAUGCUAGAUUUUUAACACAACUUAAAUCCAAGAAUUGUAUAUCUCAACUCAUACCAACUUAGUUCUUCCAUGUGUGUAUAGUUCUCUAAAUGAUUUAUUGUACAUAAAACCCUCCCUCCCUGCUUGGGAAUGUCAAUUUCAUUUUGGCAAUUGUGAGCAAAACCAAAAGAGAGCAAAAUCAGAAAUGUAGAAAUUAAAAAUGAACAAGAAAAAUAAAAGUGUCAGGGCACACAAAAAGGAGAACUAUUUGUUUCUUGAAUCUGCUUUAUUUGAAUAAGGAACCCUGCACAGGCAUUUCAAAUUAAAACAAAAAUAAAUAUAUGAAUAUUCAUGUAAAACUGUCCUUUCUAAUGAACAAUUAUACACAAUGUACAGCUCUUCAGAUUCACUGGGAAAGGGAAACAAGGCUCCAUUC
Messenger RNA from Ahaetulla prasina, 3452 nucleotides. It is a transcript of the gene FBXL22, whose product is annotated as F-box and leucine rich repeat protein 22. Gene Ontology annotation, biological process: SCF-dependent proteasomal ubiquitin-dependent protein catabolic process. Bases 2066 to 2743 code for a protein of 225 amino acids. Gene Ontology annotation, molecular function: protein binding. Gene Ontology annotation, cellular component: SCF ubiquitin ligase complex. The record is from RefSeq and is a predicted model, not a curated record. The transcript has 2 exons. NCBI's taxonomy places the organism in Eukaryota, Metazoa, Chordata, Lepidosauria, Squamata, Colubridae.